This is a messenger RNA of Apus apus (common swift), 2977 nucleotides long. RefSeq names its product ubiquilin 4 (gene UBQLN4). The transcript is spliced from 11 exons. The record is from RefSeq and is a predicted model, not a curated record. Bases 63 to 1892 code for a protein of 609 amino acids. Gene Ontology annotation, biological process: ubiquitin-dependent protein catabolic process. Gene Ontology annotation, cellular component: cytosol. Gene Ontology annotation, molecular function: polyubiquitin modification-dependent protein binding. Lineage: Eukaryota; Metazoa; Chordata; Aves; Apodiformes; Apodidae.
GCGCGGCGGCGCGCGCCGCCUUUCUCUGUGGUCGGCCCGGGCUGGCGGGGCGGGCGGCGAAGAUGGCGGAGCCGAGCGGCGGCGGCGGCGGGUCCGGCCCCGGCGGGGAGGGCGAGGCGGCCCCGGGAGGCCCCGGGGGGGCGCUGAUCCGCGUCACGGUGAAGACCCCGAAGGACAAGGAGGAGAUCGUCAUCGCGGACGGCGCCUCCGUGCGCGAGUUCAAAGAAGAGAUUUCCAGGCGGUUUAAAGCCAAACAGGAUCAGCUGGUUCUGAUCUUUGCUGGGAAGAUCCUGAAGGAUGGAGACACGUUGAAUCAACAUGGGAUCAAAGAUGGGCUGACUGUGCACUUGGUCAUCAAGACUCCACAGAAGGUCCAAGAUUCAACGUCUGCUGCCUCUGCCCCCAACGCUGCUGCUGCCCCCACUGCCACCCCCUCUUCUCCUGCUGCCACAUCCCAGCCUUCCACGUCCAGCAACUCCGCUUCCGAGGCGGGGGGCGGCAGGCGGAGCAGCGGGUCAGGGACCAUGGGAGGUCCUGGGGAUGGAGGCCCUAACAGUGCUGCAUCCAUCCUGUCUGGCUUUGGUGGCAUCACUGGGCUGGGAAACCUUGGGAUGGGCUCUGCCAACUUCAUGGAGCUGCAGCAGCAGAUGCAGCGGCAGCUGAUGUCCAACCCAGAGAUGCUUUCUCAGAUCAUGGAGAAUCCCUUGGUUCAGAACAUGAUGUCCAACCCUGACCUGAUGAGACAGAUGAUCAUGGCCAACCCUCAGAUGCAGCAGCUCAUGGAGAGGAAUCCAGAGAUAAGCCACAUGCUGAACAACCCGGAGCUCAUGAGGCAGACGAUGGAAUUGGCUCGUAACCCUGCCAUGAUGCAGGAGAUGAUGCGGAACCAGGACCGUGCUUUGAGUAACCUGGAGAGCAUUCCAGGAGGAUACAACGCCCUGCGCCGCAUGUACACGGACAUCCAGGAGCCCAUGUUCAGUGCAGCCAGGGAGCAGUUUGGCAACAAUCCUUUCUCUUCCUUGACGGGGAAUUCUGACAGCUCAAGCUCUCAGCCCCUGCGGACGGAGAACAGGGAGCCCCUGCCCAACCCCUGGAGCCCCACGCCCCCGGCGUCCCAGAGCCAGGCGCCCAGCAGUGAUGGGAGCACUGGCUCAGCCACCACCCAGAGCACACCCACUGUGUCCAACCCCUUUGGGCUGAAUGCUGCUGGCAUUGGGGCUGGCAUGUUCAACAGCCCAGAGAUGCAAGGCCUCCUGCAGCAGAUUUCUGAAAACCCUCAGCUGAUGCAGAACAUGAUCUCUGCCCCUUACAUGCGGAGCAUGAUGCAAACUCUUGCCCAGAACCCAGACUUUGCAGCACAGAUCAUGGUAAAUGUCCCCCUCUUUGCUGGGAAUCCACAGCUUCAAGAACAGCUCCGCCUUCAGCUCCCUGUCUUCCUGCAGCAGAUGCAGAACCCAGACUCCCUCUCCAUCCUCACCAACCCCCGCGCCAUGCAGGCGCUUCUCCAGAUCCAGCAGGGGCUCCAGACGCUGCAGACGGAGGCCCCAGGACUCGUGCCAAGCCUCGGCUCCUUCGGCAUGCCUCGGAUGCCCCCGACCUCCACGGGAGGAAGCACAAUCCCGGAGAACCCUGUUCCCUCCGCUUCGACGCCGGCCAGUGCCUCUCCAGCUGGGGGUGGAAACCCCCAACAGCAGCUCAUGCAGCAGAUGAUCCAGCUGCUGGCCGGAGGAAGCUCUCAAGCGCAGAGUCCCGAAGUGCGAUUCCAACAGCAGCUGGAGCAGCUGAACGCCAUGGGCUUCAUCAACAGGGAGGCCAACCUGCAGGCACUCAUUGCCACUGGGGGGGACAUCAACGCAGCUAUUGAGAGACUGCUGGGCUCCCAGCCCUCCUAAACUCCUGUCCUGCUGCCCCACAGACGUCAGCACAUGCAUCCAUACACAUGCACAGGGGGAUCUUUCAGGAAAGCCCACCAUCAUUUUUCAUAUCCGACAGCUGUCCAUGUAUUUAAAACAAAAAGAUACAGCUUAACCCCUGACCUUCCUACUAAGUUAAGAUUUCAUGUUGAAAUGCUCUUUAACUGGCUUGUAUGUGGAUUCCAGUUCUCAUCGUGGCCACAGAGACUUCAGAUGUGUAUUUUUUCCUAAAUAUGCCCUGUCUCAGACACUCUUCUCUCUCUCUCUAGAUGGUAGAGGCGAUACUUCUAGUUACUUACCUGAAUGAUUGUGUUUUGAGUAGCUUGAUUUUAACUGUACAUGAUUCCCUCCCCUGGCCCUCCUUUCAGGCAAAUAUUUAAAACCUGAGCCAAGUUUGGGGUUUUGGUUAUUUCUCCCAGCAUCUUCUUGGGAACGGAUCAAAAGAAAAAAAAAAAAAAAUAAUUGAAAUGACCUGGAAAUUUUCUGCUGUCAUUUGUUUUAAUGUUCCUUUGGAGGAGCUGAGCCUGUGUCCCCUGCACACGGGUGCCUCUGAUCUCCUGCUAGAGGGUGAACGUGCAUGAAAAUCUGAAAUGUGGCCUCUUCACACUCUCUUGGGAUGGUGUGAAGGAGCCUGGAUGCCUUCGGGGAUCAGGCUUUGCUGUUCUUGAGCUUGAAUUGAAAGUGCUGUGCAGAGGAAGGUGUUUGCAAGGUGUGUUUCUGCCCAGGCAGUUUAGUUCUUGCGUGGUGGUGUCAGGGGUUGGUGACUCUUGUGCUCAGUAGGCUCGUUUCUGAAAGUGUAAAAACAGAAAAGGAAACUGAAAGAGAAGUUGAUGAUCUUUUCGCUUCACUGGAAAAAUGUCAGAGUUCAUGUUCUUCCCAGUUGAGAUCCAUCCUCCAUUCCCUCCCUCCCCUCCAUUUUGGUGUGUUUGAAUGUUACGACUCUCCAAGAAACUCCCCGAGGACCAGCAGGGUGAUACUUUCCCAGGAGCCUCCACGGGCUGUGUAAUUUGCAUACCAUUUUUAUCAAAGAAAAAUAAAUGCGCACAACCAUCUGUCUCCCUGCA